This is a messenger RNA of Teleopsis dalmanni, 2638 nucleotides long. RefSeq names its product endothelin-converting enzyme 1-like. The record is from RefSeq and is a predicted model, not a curated record. Gene Ontology annotation, cellular component: plasma membrane. Gene Ontology annotation, biological process: protein processing. The transcript has 9 exons. The coding region runs from base 1 to 2565 and encodes 854 amino acids. Gene Ontology annotation, molecular function: metalloendopeptidase activity. NCBI's taxonomy places the organism in Eukaryota, Metazoa, Arthropoda, Insecta, Diptera, Diopsidae.
AUGGAUAAUACUUAUGGCGGUAAUCGCCCUUGGGCUACAAAUAAUGGGUUCCUCACAGACCAACAGCCACCAAAUUCAGCAGGCAAUCGAAGCAUUCUCACCACCAUUUCGGGUCAAAUAACCGCGUCACAACGCAGCGGAAAUGACAUCAACAACGUCACCAGCAAACAGUACAAUCCACAUCUGAUUGGAGUCCAAUCCAAAUUCAGACGAAAGUAUUAUCACAAAGCACUUUUAGGUCUACUAAUAUUUACGAUAAUCAUACUGAUAAUAACAAUAAUAAUUAUAAGCUUAAAACAUAAGAGAUCUGCAACGAUUUGUCGCACAAAUGAGUGCAUACGCACAGCUGCAAAUCUAUUAUACUCUAUGGACGAACAGACUGAUCCCUGUGAGGACUUUUAUACAUUCACUUGCGGCCGUUGGGCCAAUGAACAUCCCCGCCCUGACUCUAUCACAUCGAAUGACUGGUUUCGAGAGAGUCAAGCCAAAAUUAUGCGAAAGGUCCGCAGUUUCUUGCAGGCGAACGUGAGCGAUGCCGAACCAUCGGCAGUUGCCAAAAUUAAGGUUAUGUAUAAAGCCUGCAUAAAUACAGAGUUACUGGAUGACCGAGAGCUGGAACCACUUGUGGAGUAUUUAAGAGAAUUUGAAUUGCCACUUUUACCAAGUGGUUUCAAUAUGACACUGUCUAAGGAGGCUGAAAAGAAAUUUGGUGAUAUUGAGAAGUUUAACUGGUUACGUGCCUUGGUGAAUAUAAAAAAGUUUACUGGUAUGGAUCUGAUAAUAGGUUUCGAUAUAUUUGCUGAUCCACUUAAUAACACAAUCAAACGCAUAGCAUUUGGUACACCUGAGUCUGAAUCCUCAUUACCUUUUAAUAAUGAUGAUAUGCAUAAACUAUUGCAUAAAGUAAAACGAAAAAAGAUAUUCAAUCAAGAUGAUGAUGAUGAUAUGGAAAGUCGUGAAGAGGAGGAAGAAGAAUCUGCUAAGCACACUUCUGCUGGUCUCACGGCUUAUGUGACGUAUGUGAAACAUAUACUAGAAGCAUAUAUUUUGUAUUUAAACCCUGACACAAAGUCAGAAGAAAUUGAAGACACAAUAGGUGAUAUGGCUUUGAAAGCAGUCAAAGUGGCAAGAAGAAUAUUUAGGUUAAAAGAGGAUGCAGAAAAUGCUACAAAGCCAAUGAAAAAUCCUGCCGAAGAUAUUGUGUAUAUAUCUGUGAUUGAUUUACAAAAUCAAACCGAUAAACUAAUAACACCCAAGACUAUACCCAUUUGGGAAGAAUACUUACAACUCAUUAUGAAUAAUACUAAUCACACAAAACCAUUUAAUAGUAAAGACAUCAAAAUUAUAACAAGUCAAGCAGAUAUAAUUUAUCUACAAACUAUAACGGAGUAUUUAUUUGAUGUAGCACCAGAAGAUAUCGAAUUCUAUAUAUGGCUCAGCGUAGUAGAAGAAUUAAUAUUACACACUACAAGUGACAUGCGAUUGCUUCAUACCGAGUAUAUGCGUGUUAUGAUCGGUACCGAAGGAAGUUCACCUCGUUCCAUUUAUUGUGCACAUGCUGUAAAUAGUUUAAUGGGCAUGGCUGUUAGUUACUCACUGGCAGAUAAAAAUUUUACAUUACGGAAAUUACCAAAAGUUGAGAAUAUGUUAAAAGAUAUACGGCUUGCAUUUGAAAAGUUAGUGCGCUCCACAAAUUGGAUGGAUGCUGAAACAAAACGACAAACACUACAGAAGUCAGCAGAGAUGAAAAGUUUUAUAGGAUUUCCCGAAUGGUUAACUAAUGCUACUGAACUAAAUGAAUAUUAUGAGGGAGUGUAUGUUAAUGAAACUAAACAUUUGGAAAACAUGAUUGGAGUGCUACGUUGGCAGAUGCAAACACGUUUAGAUGGUUUCUAUGAACCUGAAGUAUUUGGUUGGGCCACGUCCCCAUCAAAUGUGAAUGCAUUUCAUACAUUUCAAUCGAAUGCUAUAACCAUUCCUAUUGCAAUAUUGCAGUAUCCUUUUUAUGAUUUGGGAUUGGAAGCACUGAAUUAUGGUUCCAUCGGCACAAUUUUGGGACACGAAUUGACACAUGGAUUCGAUGACAGCGGUCGCAUGUUCGACAAAAAUGGUAAUAUGGUGCAGUGGUGGUCAAAUGAAACUAUAAACGAAUACGUCAAUCGUACUGAAUGUUUCGUAGACCAAUACAAUCACUACUACUUGAACGAUAUUGGGGAAUAUAUUGAUGGUGAACUUACUUUGGGUGAAAAUAUAGCAGAUAAUGGUGGUAUGCGGGAGGCAUAUCAUGCAUAUAAAAUCUACACCAAACAUACAGGUAGAGAGCAUUUACGACUUCCCGGUUUGGAGCGUUACACACAUGAGCAAUUAUUUUUCAUUGCAUUUGGUAAUUUAUGGUGUGAAACUUAUACGCCAGCGGCGUCGCGUUAUGCUUUGGAGGACUCGCACUGUCCGGGUAAAAUUCGUUUAAAAGGUGUGCUCUCCAACUCUGAUGAGUUCGCACGCACUUUUAAGUGUCGCAGAGGUACGGGCAUGAAUCCAAUGGAGCAUAAAUGUCGUAUAUGGUGAAAACCUGCAAUGUUGUUAUAAAAAGUGACAAAAAGUGAUAAAAAAAGCAGUAAUGAAGUGAUGGUAUAAAAUG